Molecule: messenger RNA, 1536 nt
Organism: Moesziomyces antarcticus
Lineage: Eukaryota; Fungi; Basidiomycota; Ustilaginomycetes; Ustilaginales; Ustilaginaceae
Exons: 1
Coding region: 1-1536 (511 amino acids)
Source: RefSeq, a predicted model, not a curated record
AUGGAGAGCUUCGCCUCUUCGUCUGGCGGCGUCCAUGCUCUGUCUGAAAGUCAUCAUUCGCCCCGACGCUCGCGUGCCAAAGCCAGGCUGCUUUGGCGCAGUGACCUCGUCUUGAUCGACGGAACACAACUCCCGGGAGUUGCCAUAGUCUCUUACUCCAAUCCUUUCGGCGAGCCAGCUGAGGACGACAGCAAACACCAUGGAGCACGCGCCAACCUUCACGAGGCGGAAGCCGACCUGUGCUUGGCGCUCGAGAUGCUUCGCAACCAGCCGUUACGCAUCGCAUCCGUAGCUAAGCAUCGCGGGCCCGAAGCUAAAACAGCCCUGCCUGCACAGCGACAGACACACUGGGUCGCCAGCGGAGAAGUCCGCGUCUACAUCGACCCGAAAGAGUCUGCCACCUGGGCCUUCUUCCAGCGCAUAUUUUGCUUCGAAGCCGACUUUCUCACAGACGCCGACGACGAACGCUCGGCUCAGGUGCUCACCGUGUCGCUCCAGCCAUCCUUACACGCUCCCAGCGCAGAGAAUGGCGCUUCCGAUCCCUUCGCUACCGUCCACACUCCAACGGCGCCCCACUCGGAAUUUGCCAUCUUUGCACAGCCAGUACGAGCAACCGAAGGCGACCGGGCUUCAGCAGAUGCUCCGUCCACGUCCAUCCGUCUCGUCCUCGGUCGGAGGGUCACUGUACAAACCCGAAGGCCGCUCGCCGCCGAUUCAAGUCGUGACCUCUCGCGGUCGCGCAGCUUCCACCGCCAGCAGAGCAUCGGCUCGCAGAGUCUGCAGGAUGUCUUCAGCCAGGCCGGCCUGACGCUGCCCAUGCUGGGUGGCUUGCCAUUUCCAAGUGCAACCCUUGCUCCUCGUCCGGACGAUCCGCUUCCGCGCGGUUCCAUCUCUGCGCUUUUGCAAGCACGCUCCAAGCGAUCAUCUGGUCAAGCGGAACGUAGCCGAGCCGUGUCGCCCGCACGCUCGCCGAGCGUGGUCCCUCCCACGAUCACAGGGGGUCCCCACACUCCCGGGCGGAGGGGUGAGAAGCGGCGCCGGGGCUCGGAUCAAAAAGUCGCUGGUAGUCCCUCACACGGUGCUGACGUCAGUGACGAGCAAGAUGCUCGCAACGCAUCGCCGACCAAGGCCAUCAAGCGACACGCUGACCGCAUCCUUUCGGACCUCCCUCGCCUCAAUCUUGGCAAGCAGCCGAUGCGUGCACCUGUCACUACCCCUCGAGACAGCUCGGAUUUGCUCGACGUCGCACGCGUCAAGGUCGAGUCCGCAUCGCCAGAGCCCUUCGCGCUCGAGAGCAACGAGCCUAUAGACAAGACGAAUCGCAAUCUCAUCAAGAAGCUCGUCCAUACCCUCCUCGUUCGCGAACACGGCCUGUCCAAAACCCACCCCGACUACAUCGCCACCUACAACCAGACGUGCUCGGGAACGUGGUGCACCUUUCGCAACGUCGCCAACUCCCGUCCUCUCUCCAAGGACGCCGUCGAAAACGUCGUUCGCAUCCAUCUAUCACUGUACUUGUAUUCAAGCGUCGAGUAA